GGUGUCGCCGUCAUCUCCGUCUCCAUCGUCAUCAUUGGGACCUAAAUGAAUUUAUUCUGUUGCUGCUGCUGUAACAUGGCACCAAAUACACGCGUCACACGCAAAUGGGAACUAUUUGCCGGACGUAAUAAAUUUUAUUGUGAUGGUUUGUUAAUGUCUGCUCCUCAUACGGGCGUAUUUUAUUUAACGUGCAUCCUGAUAACGGGGACAAGUGCAUUAUUUUUUGCCUUCGACUGCCCUUUUUUGGCCACACGUAUUAAUCCCAUUAUACCCAUUGUUGGUGCUAUUUUGUACUUUUUUACUAUGAGUUCCUUGCUACGAACGACCUUCACAGAUCCCGGUGUUAUACCGCGUGCCUCAUAUGAUGAGGCUGCCUAUAUAGAAAAACAAAUUGAAGUGCCAAAUUCCUUAAAUAGUCCCACAUAUCGACCGCCACCACGUACAAAAGAAGUCCUUGUCAAAGGACAAACGGUGAAACUGAAAUAUUGUUUUACAUGCAAAAUCUUCCGACCGCCUCGUGCUUCACAUUGCAGUUUAUGUGAUAAUUGUGUUGAUCGUUUUGAUCACCAUUGUCCUUGGGUUGGCAAUUGUGUGGGUAAACGUAAUUAUCGCUUCUUUUAUCUGUUUCUAGUCUCGUUGGCUUUUUUAGCCGUGUUCAUAUUUUCAUGCUCUGUGACGCAUUUAGUAUUAUUAAUGAAAACAGAACAGGAAGUAUUCGAAGUCAUCAAAAAGGCACCAUUCACCGUAAUUGUGGUUUUUAUCUGCUUCUUUUCCAUUUGGUCUGUGAUCGGUUUAGCGGGAUUUCAUACCUAUUUAACCACCAGUGAUCAAACAACAAAUGAAGAUCUCAAAGGUUCAUUUUCUUCCAAAGGCGGCCAACGCAAUUUAAAUCCAUAUUCCAGAGGGAAUAUUUGUUUAAAUUGUUGCCAUAUAUUAUGCGGUCCCAUGACACCUUCAUUAAUAGAUAGACGUGGCAUCGCUACCGAUGAAUACAUUUUACAAAUGCAACAACAUUCAAGUCCUCGCCAUCCCCUCAGUGAUGUGAUAAGUGCCACACAUGUCAGCAGUGGUGCCAUGAUCACAUCACAACCCAUAAUUGGUGGUGCCGGUGGUGGCAUUAGUAUAGGUGGUUCCGAUCUCAAGUCACGGUAUUACGACGAGUCGAAUACCUCAUCGUCAGCCAUGGAAGCUGGGAGUGCUGCAACGGCCGGCGGCGUUUAUAGGCCGCGCAGCUAUGACAAUUUACAAAACGGUAAGUCACGCAACAAACAUCAUCACAAAAAACAAAAACAUCAGCAUCAAAAAUGUUCACUACAAACACUACUACCACCUGCUCAUCAAUUCAAUAACAAAUACCAAAAACAACAAGAGCUUCAGCUGCAUCAUGAUACAACGCCCAGUGCAUUGGCCACACCCUCGCUGAUGCACUCACCGGCCGUGUCGUCCUAUCGCUUGAGUCUGAAGCGUUCCCUGCACCUGCCCCUGUCACCGUCGUUCGAUGCUCGCAACUCACCGCUGCCUUUGUUGCAUCAUCAUCCGCAUCACCAGCCGGCCACGACAACGGUGGCCACAACAACAGUCCAACCUGCCCUCACGCCAGUAUCGGCCACGGGAGUCUCAUUGCAAUCGCAGCCAACGCAUCAGCAGCCAAAACGUCCCUCGACACUGCAGCUACAGGCAUCUGCCGCACCCUCGGCCAGUACCACGACACUGACCACGAUUCACACGACGGGACCCACAGCGCCUGCGCCCACAGACUUCAAAUACUAUUCACCGCAACGCAGUACGGAUUCGAAUCUGCUGCGCAACUUCCCCUUCAACAAGGGGCGCGGCAUGCGCCGCCAGUCCACGCAAUCGGUUGACUCGCAAAAGGUUGUCAUACCCGGCUACCAGCCACUGCCGAUGCGGCCGCGCUACAAGCAUCAGGACGUCAUGUUCGAACUGAAGUCGCCCACGAAUCGCCUGACCAUCCGUGAAUGUGAUUUUGGUGGUGGCGGUGAGCCAUGUGACGACGAUCAAUCCAUUAAAGAUAGCCAAAUAUUUCGUGUUAGUAAAAGAAAUCUUUAUAUGAAUCACCGAUCACCCUGGAAGGAGCGUGAUCGCUACUCGAAUCUCUAUGAGUAUUCAUUUAAUAUCGAUCUUAAUUCAAUUAUAGAAGAUGCGGCGGGUAGUGAUUCGUCAUAGUACGAAAUCACCGGCAGCAUCUUCUUGCCCGCAACAGUAUCAACGAUGGCG
Musca vetustissima is the source of this 2235-nucleotide messenger RNA. RefSeq names its product palmitoyltransferase app (gene app). Gene Ontology annotation, molecular function: protein-cysteine S-palmitoyltransferase activity. The coding region runs from base 46 to 2184 and encodes 712 amino acids. Gene Ontology annotation, cellular component: Golgi apparatus; endoplasmic reticulum. The transcript is spliced from 8 exons. NCBI's taxonomy places the organism in Eukaryota, Metazoa, Arthropoda, Insecta, Diptera, Muscidae. Gene Ontology annotation, biological process: protein targeting to membrane; peptidyl-L-cysteine S-palmitoylation. The record is from RefSeq and is a predicted model, not a curated record.